GUCAGUUGAAGUGGGAAGUUGGGAUUGGAAAGUGGGGUCCUGGGGUUGAAGUGUAAACAGAAACAGCAACAUCUUUAAAAUUUUAUAUCUUAGAAAAAUAAAAUGCUUUAUUUGGAGUUUUAGGUUUUUCACUUUUAGAUUUAAAACAUGGGCAACCCAAAGGGAACUAAAAAAUAUUUAAGUUCUUCAGAAGAAUAUGUAAGUAAAAAUGCUAAAUCUAAAAAGAAAAAAAGACUUUACAGUACUUCGAGUUCAGAGGAAGAAAUAAUAUCAAGAAAAAAGAAAAAUAAAGGUAAAGCUAAGAAAUAUAGUAAAGAAUACAGCUCUAGCAGCGAUUCAGACAGUUUAGACGACAAUUACAAACAUGAAAGAAAGGAAAAAAGAAAAUCUGAAUCACCAAAACUAGACAUCGACAAAUCAAGUUCUAAAGUUGAUUCUAAGUUAGAAAGAGACUCUUGGAUGAAUGUCAAAAGUGGUUUCGCAACAAUUUCUAAUUCUGGUCGUAAGAAUGAACGAGAGGAAGCAAAAAAGUUAGAAAGGGAAAAGCAAAAAUAUGAUCCAAGAAAGUGUGAUAGAGAAUUAAAUCCUUAUUGGAAGCAUGGUGGAGAUGGUUUACCCACGUUUAAAAAACCUGAAGAAUCCGAUUCUGAUACUGAAAAACAAAGUUAUAAAUCUAGAAACCGUUAUACUGGAACAUCAAAUUGGAGAAAGAAAAAGGAAUAUUCAGAUAACACUUCUAUCAGUAAGAAUUUAACCAGUUCAUCUUCAAAUUGGAGAAAAAAGAAAGAUACUGAAGAAAAAGAUAAAAAUAACAGAAAAGAUGCAUCUAAAAUUAAAGAAAAAUAUGCAAACAUUGAAGAAAAACCUGCGAAAAUUAAAGAAAUUGAAAUUCUAUAUACAGAAAAAGAUUUGAACACAUUAGCAGCGAAGUUAGUAAAAGCAGAAAUCAUGGGAAAUGCAAAACUGAUACAGGAAUUAAAAGAAAAGUUAGAAACGGCCAGAAAUUCCGUUAAUUCCACAUCCAUAGAUCCAGAAGACUAUAUUCUGACCCAAACUGAUGCUAAAGGACAAUCAAAACCAUUAAAAUUGCAAACUGAAUAUGGAGAUUGCAGUAAUAGUAGAAAAAAGAAAAGACUAGAAACCCAUCAAGGCAAAGAACGAGUAAGAUAUUUUGCAGACGAUGAUAAAUAUUCCCUGAAACAAAUGUUCGAAAAUGAAAAAUACAACACAGGAGCUGAUCAAGACAAAGAAUUCAUAAAAACAUUCCAGAAAAUACGUAAAAAUGACGAUUUAGACGAUGUAUUCUCUGAUAACAUCAGAAAUAAAGAAUCUGAUUUGAAAAUAGAUGAAAAAAAUAAGAGCAAAGCGAUCAGUGAUCACCAGAAAGUAUCUCACAGCUUGGAUAACUGCAAUAAGUGUAUUCAAUCAGAAACUAUGUUGAAACACCUGAUGAUAUCUAUGGGAGACACUGUAUUUUUAGCACUGCCUGCAUUUGAACCAUUAACUGAAGGCCAUUGCUUGAUUGUCCCCAUCAGACACACCCCUUGUGCCACACAUUUAGACGAAAAUGAAUGGACUGACGUGCUCGAUGUUAGAAAAUCUUUGGUGAAAAUGUUCGCGGUGCAAGAUAAAAUUGUUAUAUUCUUCGAAUCUGCUAUGAAUAUUCAUAAAUUCCCCCAUAUGGCUAUCGAAUGCAUUCCUAUUGAUAGAGAAGAAGGAGAUAUGGCGCCGAUUUAUUUCAAAAAGGCAAUUGACGAGUCUGAGAUAGAGUGGGCUCAGAAUAAAAAACUGGUUUCUUUAAAAGGAAGAGAUGUCAGAAAAGCCAUACCUAAGGGUUUGUCCUAUUUCUCAGUAUCUUUCAGGAUGGAGGAAGGCUUUGCUCAUGUCAUUGAAGACGAACAACUAUUUCCAAGUAAUUUUGCACAGGAAGUCAUUGGAGGCAUGCUAGAUCUCCACCAUAGCAAAUGGAGGAAACCAAAAUACCAAAAAUUUGAUGAGCAAAGUAAAAGAGUAAUGGAAUUUUCAGCAAAAUGGAAAGAUUUUGAUUGUUUGGUCAAUUAUUAAAGUUGAAUUU
This is a messenger RNA of Psylliodes chrysocephalus, 2074 nucleotides long. Lineage: Eukaryota; Metazoa; Arthropoda; Insecta; Coleoptera; Chrysomelidae. The record is from the annotation of a GenBank genome assembly.